AUGACCUACGUCUCAAAUAAUCCCAGUUGGUGGCCGACAAUCAAUUUGAGGAUUUAUUCCAGCCAUUGGACGGUUGCCGCCGCCGCCGUGGUGGUAUAUGAUUCGGUCUUAACAUUCGGACAAGAGAUUGAACUCAUCUGGAGACAACGCUGGUCUCUCAUGACCGUGCUGUAUUUGAUUGUUUAUACGCUAUAUUGGAAUACCAUUUUCUGUUGUCCAUCUUCUACGAAGUAUGACAUCGGUAUCGCUGACAGAUGCAGCACUAUCACGUACUACGCAAUAAAUGGCACAACUGUGGCGUUGACUGCCAUGUUGGGUGUCAUCAUGAUUGCUCGGUUGCAUGUCAUGUAUCAGGGAUCUAGAAAUAUGCUUAUGUUCCUUGUUAUUAUCUUCCUGGCUGUAAACAUCGCCUGCGGAGUAAUCGUGGCAAUAGCACUCAACGAUACUGUAUUUGAGGAGUUCAUACUCUCUGGCAUAUAUGAAUGCGGUGUUGUAUAUGGAGGGGACAAGCAGCUUCUGUUUUCAAUGGUUUGGAUGCUCAACACUGUUUGGGAGGUCCUCGCACUGUGCCUUUCAGUCUGGGUGGCUGUGAAACACUUCCGUGAGCUGCGACGAUUCGGCUCAUCGACAGGAUCGACCAUCAGGGACUGUUUCAGAGUGCUCAUACAAUCUCACGUUCUCUAUUUUGCAAGCUUUGUUAGUGUCUCUUGCCUCCAUCUUGCUGAUCUCUCUCCAGAAAUCUCGAAUUCAAAUUCCAUUGGAGGUCAGAUACUCAGAGGUGCUCUUGAAAUUUUAUCGGUCGUGCGGAUGUUUGUGCUGGGACCACGCCUCGUCCUUAGCGUUCGAGAAUACAAUGCGAAACUCGUGGCAUACUCUGACGCAGAAACUAGCAUGAAUUUGAUUGUUUUCCAGGAGCAUGUACAUGUAUCAACUAGCAAUACUGUAUAG
Messenger RNA from Suillus plorans, 948 nucleotides. RefSeq lists its product as uncharacterized. Bases 1 to 948 code for a protein of 315 amino acids. The record is from RefSeq and is a predicted model, not a curated record. The transcript has 13 exons. Lineage: Eukaryota; Fungi; Basidiomycota; Agaricomycetes; Boletales; Suillaceae.